AGGUUAUAUAUAUGCUAUUGACAGAACAGGAAAGGGCCAUUACGGCUUUAUAUGACUAUUUCUUGAGAUACGGUAUAAGGUGGAGAAUUAUAUCCCCACUUUAUGUUAAGUAUCUGUAGAUCAAAAAGAAUAUUUCUUAGAUUUUCCAAAUAGGAUAGUUCAAAGAACCAAUCAAAAUAGAAUGGAACUGACAGUUCCCAGGAGCAACAUUAAAAUGAACCCAUAUGUUUUGAACACAUCAACCAGUGUUCCAUGUGGCUUAAAUGUGGCUUGUUGCGCAUCUGUAAACAUUGAGACCUUUAAAUCCACCUUGCCAUAGAAAGAUUCACAAAAUGUUCCUCAAAUUAAGAGCCGCGGCGAGUUGUUAUCGCUAUUUCUCGAAUGCUUGCCCAAGCAACCUCAAAAUUGUGCCUCAACGUCCAAUAAAUAAACUGCUAAUUGCCAAUCGAGGAGAGAUAGCAUGCCGAGUGAUGCGUACGGCGAAUCGGCUCGGUAUAAGGACCGUUGCCGUAUUUUCAGAUGCUGAUGCGAACUCUCUUCACGUAAAAAUGGCUAACGAAGCGUACAACAUUGGUCCAGCAGCAUCGCAACAGUCCUAUUUGCGGGGAGAUUACAUAGUAGAGGUUGCCAAGAAAGCUGACUGCCAGGCGAUACAUCCCGGGUAUGGGUUCCUGUCAGAAAAUGUGGAAUUUGCUGAAUUGUGCCAACAAGAAGAUGUAAUCUUCAUUGGACCACCGGCAAGCGCAAUUCGUGAUAUGGGCAUUAAAAGCACCUCGAAGUAUAUUAUGUCCGCUGCUGGGGUACCUAUCAUAAAUGGUUACCACGGUGAAAAUCAAUCCGACGAGCAUCUUAUGGAGGAAGCACGAAAGAUUGGAUUCCCAUUGAUGAUUAAAGCCGUACGUGGUGGUGGUGGCAAAGGUAUGCGGAUUGCUAUGACAGAGGCUGAUUUUAUACCCAUGCUACAAUCCGCUCGAACGGAAUCUGAAAAGGCAUUCGGAGAUACAGUAAUGCUUUUGGAGCGAUACGUACGAUCACCACGCCAUGUAGAAGUGCAGGUGUUUGCUGAUCAUCAUGGCAAUGCGGUGUAUCUCUACGAACGGGACUGUUCUGUGCAACGGCGGCAUCAGAAGAUAAUUGAAGAAGCACCGGCGCCGGGAUUAUCGGAAGAACUCCGUGUUCAACUUGGUGAAGCGGCCGUCCGUGCCGCAAAAGCUGUUAAUUACAUUGGGGCCGGUACUGUCGAGUUUAUUCUUGACAAAGAAGAUCUUUCAUUUCACUUUAUGGAAAUGAAUACUAGACUGCAAGUGGAACAUCCAAUCACCGAAAUGAUUACUGGGACGGACUUGGUGGAAUGGCAAAUAAAAGUGGCUUCUGGUGAACCGCUACCCAUGACACAGGAACAUAUUCGUAAACAAGGGCACGCCUUCGAGGCACGCAUUUAUGCAGAAGAUCCGAACGGAGGAUUUUUACCAGGAGCGGGCCCAUUGGAUUACCUUUCGACGCCAGAACUGUCCGCUACGACUCGUGUUGAAACAGGUGUUAGACAGGGCGACGAAGUGUCCAUUCAUUAUGACCCAAUGAUUGCCAAGCUGGUGGUAUGGGGAAAAAACCGUGGCAGUAGUCUUCAGCUUUUAAUCGAGCAACUAACGAACUUUCAAAUAGCAGGUUUGCAAACAAAUAUUAAUUUUCUAAUCGAUCUGGCAAAGCACAAACAUUUUCAAUCGGCUGAUGUUCACACGGGAUUCAUCGAUCAGCACAUGGCUACACUUUUCCCAAAAAAGAUUGUUCCACCCUCAAAGGUGGCACAAAUGGCAUUGGCUUACAUAUUGAAUGAUCGAGUGCAAUCCUCUGGCGGCUUGGGGUCAAACCCCCUUCCAUCGUUCGCUACGGAAUACAAUUUUCGGCCCAAUUAUACCUUGGCCCGUUCAAUAACAAUAAAAGUUGGUCAAGAAACGUAUACGGUGGAAGUCAAGACUCUAGGUGGUGCCUAUUCCGUCCGCAUAAAUGGUGGCGAUUGGAUAAAAAUAAGUUCAGUCCGGCGAAAGCCACAUUCCAAUCGUUUUUUGUUAGAAACCAACAUCGAGGGACAUGUAUCAUGCUACAACGCAGUUAUCAUUGACGAAAAUGUGACCCUUUUCGAUGAGCACGGCCUGAUUGAAGGAGAAAUAGCUCAACCACGCUUUCUUGCAACUGAGAGCUCCAUGGGCAAUUUGGAUGUUUCGAGCGUUACAUCACCUAUGCCCGGUGUGCUAGACAAGGUUUUCGUCAAGCCAGGGGAUACUGUAAAGACUGGUAUGCCUGUUGCUGUGCUCAUUGCCAUGAAAAUGGAGCAUGUCCUAAAGGCUACCAAGGAUGGUGUAGUGAAAUCGAUUCCUAACUCGGAAGGUAGUAAUGUACGCAAAGGAGUAGUUUUGAUAUCCUUCGAAUGAGAAAACAAGUUUUUUUUAAUUCCACGGUAAAUAACCAGCAUUGCAUUUGAAGUGGAGGAGAUUGAAGAAAAUUCGAGAAGUAUAUGACAGAAGUGCAUUUAUUUAGAUCGUAAAAUUUUAUACUUUUGUAGCUGCUAUGGUAACUUGAAAACGCUGUCGGUUUCAAAGAUUCUUUUAUGAACAGCAAGUUCUACUAAUUUGCUACUCAUGUUAGUAAUAUAAAACAAACUGUGAAAGAGCACAUUCCAUUUAAAAUGGAUAAAUUUAUAAAAAACAAAUAAAUCGCCCAGAUGCCUUGC
Molecule: messenger RNA, 2728 nt
Organism: Anopheles coustani
Lineage: Eukaryota; Metazoa; Arthropoda; Insecta; Diptera; Culicidae
Gene: Mccc1
Product: methylcrotonoyl-CoA carboxylase subunit alpha, mitochondrial
Exons: 5
Coding region: 333-2429 (698 amino acids)
Cellular component (GO): mitochondrion
Molecular function (GO): ATP binding; methylcrotonoyl-CoA carboxylase activity; metal ion binding
Source: RefSeq, a predicted model, not a curated record